AUGGGUGGAAAAAAACCAGCUCAACCAAAAACAACGAUCAGAAAGAGUGUUGCUGGCAGUAAGAAAUCAAAGAUCACCGAGUCUGAUACUAGUAAUAGCAGUGAUCUCAGAAAGUUCUUUAGUAAUAUAUUGGUUGCUGCAAAUGAUGAAAGUGAUGAAGAGAAGCAUAUCAAUGAUACUCCAUUCGAUAAGUUCACAGUUGGCAUCGAAGAUAUAGAAGAGAAACUCUCUCAACAACAUACUACUAAAUCGUCAUCAACAACAACAACGACAACAUCAACAACAAAGUCACCAAAAUCAUCAUCAUCAUCUACACCAAAAGAUAACAAUGAUAAUAAUAAUAAUAAUAAUAAUAAUAAAGACGAUGUCGCUGUGAAAGAGAAAGAGAAAGAGAAAGAGAAAGAGAAAGAGAAAGAGAAAGAGAAAGAGAAAGAGAAAGAGGAGGAAGAAGAAGAGGGAGAAGUUCAAAGAUUGCUUGAUGAGUUUUUGAAGAGAGCAGUUAGAAAAGAGAAAGAAAGAGAGGAGAAGGAAAAGGAGAAUAGAAAGCAAAUUAGUGGUGAUGGCGAAACUGAACCAUCUACACCCUCAACAACAACAACAAAAACAGUAGGAUCAUCUGUUGUUCUGGAAAGAGGUAGAAGAAGCACAACUAAAUCAUCACCUGCUUCAUCACAAUCAUCUUCUUCCCAACUUACAAUAGAUCUAACGACAACACCUAAAUCAAAGUUAAAGUCAAAGAGAGUUACUACUAGUACACCACCACCACCAUCAACAACUACACCGACAAAAUCACAUUCACAACCAUCAUUAACAUUAACACCAACAUCAGAAUCAUUUUCUUUAUUUAGUAAGUUCUUUAAGACAUCCACUCCACCAGCAGCGUCAUCUUCAUCGGCAACAACGACAACGACAACAACAACUACAUCAACUUCAACACCAACAUUAGUAAUGCCAAAGGUUGAUGAUACAACAUCGACUAAAUCAACAGAUAAUAAGAGAGUUCCUGGUAAUUUGCUAGCGAGAUUCAAACAACAACAGAAAGAGAAACAAAAAGCUAACCCUCAACCUGAGGACAUCGAUGUUUAUGAUGAAGAUGAUCAAGAUGAUGAACAACCACCAACCAAAAAGAAAAAGAAAGAUUCAGACGAUGACUAUGAACCACCGUCUGAUGUUGAAGCGGAAGCUGAUGUUAAAAUUGAUUUUGAAAUGGGAGGUGGUGAUAGAGAGGUAGAGAUACUGUCGGAUCAAGAUGCAUUAAUGGAGACAGAGGAUGGUAUGUCGGAUUACGAGGAGAGGAUACAAUCAACAACCAAAUCAAGGAAUAAGAAUAGCAGUACUGAUGGUACAGAAACAGAUAAACCUCGUCGUGGCAGAAGGAUUGGUAAAGGAAGUCGUGGUGGAAAAGGUGCAUAUAAAAAGAGAAAGUCGUCAACUAAAACACCGAAAAAAGAGAAAAGCAACGAUGAUGGAGAUGGUGGUGAUGCUGAUGUUAAUGAAAAUGAUGAUAAAGAAGAAGCUGUUGUUCCAACCAAAAAACAAAAGAGAAUGAACAUUAAUAAUAAUAACAACAAGGAUAAGGAUGAUGAUUACGUUGAUGACGAUGAUGAUGAUGAUUACGUUGACGAUGAUGUUGAUGCUUCACCGACCAAAGUAAUAAGCACACCGGUCAAGCGUAAAAGAAACCUUAAGAAUCUUAUGGCUAUUGAAGCGGCGCUCGAUCCUAGCACUCCACAAAAGUCAUUCCGUGAAAAGGUCAGAAGUUCAAACAGGCUCGGUAUAUUACAACGCUAUUCAGUUCCGAGCUAUCCAUCGUCCGAAGUUGAAUUGCUACCGAAUCAACUACCAUCCAUUGAGAGGAAAACAUUUACCAUUAUCAAUAGUAAAAGUGAAAUCGAUAAAUAUUUACCAAAGGAUCAAGUGUCUGUGAUGUUUGGAUUCAAGGAUAAGAAAGAUACAUUCAAAACUCUGGAUCGAUUGGAAUCGGAGAGUGUUAGGGUUGAUGCUUCACCUUCGUUGGCAAUCGAUUACAUGUUGUAUGCCGGUGGAAAUGUAAGAGCUAUGGAUUGGUGUCCAUUACCAAUCGAAUCAUUUAAUAAUAAGCAAUAUUUAGCAAUUGGAACCAACAGUGAUGUAUUGUCUGAGCAUUAUAGAGAUGGAGUAUAUUCUGGAUGUAAUAUGAUACAGAUUUGGCAAUUUGAUAGUGUACAAAAUAAAGGUGGUCAAGUUGCAUCAUCAGUAUCAACAUCUAUUUCAAAAGAAAACAUAACAACAACAGCAACAACAGAAGCAACAGAAACAAAGGAAGAUGCAGAAAUGGAGGAGUCAAAAACUAAAGAGAAAAGUCCAGUUUCCACGACGACAACGACAACAACUACAACAGCAUCUUCUACAUCACCAAAUAAACCAAAGUUAGUUAUGGGUAUUGCACAUAAUGGUUGUUUUGUAGUAGAUUUAAAAUGGUUACCAAAUGGAUCACUCAAAGACGACAGACUUGGAAUUCUGGCAGCUGCACUUGGAGAUGGUACUGUAAGAGUAUGGAGUGUACCAAAUCCACAGAGUCUAGCAAAGCCAAAGGACAAUCACUUCACACUGAUCAAUAUAAAGCCAUUAUUUGAAACUAAAGAGAAGAUUCUUACCAAUGAGGCAGACAUACCAAGAGGUGUUCGAUCAACUUGUCUAGAUUGGUCAAUUGUAGAUAACCAAAUAUUUCUUUUAAUUGGCUAUUUCAAUGGUCAAAUUAUAAUGUAUGAUAUAAAGAGACACUCGACAAAGGUUUCAUUACCAAUAUUUGUAAGAAAAGAAAAAGAACCAGUUCAGAGUCUAGCUUUUUGUCCCUUCGAUAGUGGUUAUUUUUUGGUGAUGCACAAUACAUACUUUUGUUUGUGGGAUCGGAGAGAUCCGUUCCAACCUGUACAGAAACACACAUUCGACUAUUGCUGGAAAAAUACCAUUUCAUGGCCAAAUACCAUAUUCCCAGUCUUUACUUGUACACACGAUGAUGAUUUUAGAGUUUUCGAUCCUAUCAGUGAAAAUGCAAGUACAACAAGAAUUCAUCAAGGUUUUAUAAUGGCACAAGAUUUAUCAACCAAUAUGACAUUUGCAGCAUCGAGUUCAAAUGGAUCAGUUAAGCUAUUUCAUAUAUAUGGUGCAAGAAGAAAGGUUGAAAGAAGAGAAUUUCAUAAAGAAAUUGAAAGAAUGGAGUUUGAUAAAGAGAACAAAGUUUUGGCAUAUAAUUUCCUUGUCACAGGUAAAGAAGUUCGAUUCAUUGGAGUUCCCAGACAGCAGGCUGUCAAUCAACAAACUAUCGUGGAAUAA
This is a messenger RNA of Heterostelium album PN500, 3315 nucleotides long. RefSeq lists its product as uncharacterized. The transcript has 8 exons. Gene Ontology annotation, molecular function: protein binding. The coding region runs from base 1 to 3315 and encodes 1104 amino acids. Gene Ontology annotation, biological process: transcription by RNA polymerase III. Gene Ontology annotation, cellular component: transcription factor TFIIIC complex. NCBI's taxonomy places the organism in Eukaryota, Evosea, Eumycetozoa, Acytosteliales, Acytosteliaceae. The record is from RefSeq and is a predicted model, not a curated record.